CGUGCUACCACCACACGUUAAAAAUAGUAAUCCACUUUUUUUGUGUCCAGAAUUUACGCUCUUUCGUUCUUUUUUUACGCUCCUUUCUCCUUCCUUGCAACCUUCUUCCCUUCCUUUCAAACUAUAAACACGCAUAAUGAAGUUGUUGCCAAGUAACCCAAAUAGCACGGGUUACAAGGUGACUGCUGCCGUUCUCCUCUUCCUUUCCGCUACCUCAUCCCCCGCAUUCGCUGCAGCAAAGGCUAAAGAUGAUCCUUGUGCUGCCAUUGCUAAAAAAACCACUGCCAGUUUUAGCGAAGCAAAAGCAUGUCUUGAACAUUUUUCAUUUGACCAAGACACUGCUGACCAAACCCUCGAAACCAUUCGAAGCGUCACCAAUGAACUUUACGUAUUCAAUGAAAUCGCUGCCUCACCACCUGACAUUGAAGGACUGGCUAUUGUGCCUGUAAAUAUAUCCCAUGGUCUUGACGUGAUCCAGAAUCAGAAAUGGGGAUCUGAUCGAGCGUUCCAAGAUGCUGUUGCAUUACUGCUCGACAAAGUUCAAGAUGCUCACUUGGUUUACGCUCCAUUCUGCUACCGUCAGUUCAUUUUUUGGCAACCUAUCCAGCUCAACUCGCUCAUUCGCAACCGUCGUCUCGUCGUAAAUGUCGCAUAUGUCAAAGACGAUAUCUGGCCUGAAGCUAAAAAAUCGUGGGUCGGCUGUGAAGUGACACAUAUUGAUGAUCGUGAAGCUAUCGACAUGGUCGUCGACUAUGCCGUCAACAACAACGGUGAAAGCAAAGACGUCAACACAUGCUACAACAACAUCAUGAACACCAAAAGCUAUUUCCAUGGCUGGGACGAUGGUGCUGACGAUCUGGGCUACCAUCGUUUCUUGCCUGCUCAAGAAAUUCACGCAUACAAGCUCCGAUGCCUUAAGAAGGGCACCAAGCCGACUGACGAGGACUACGACGAGCCCUUCACUGUCAAGGUGCCCUGGGUAGCCGAGGUACCGCAAGGUUUCAGCGACGCAGACUCGUACUGGCAAAGCUACUGCCAAUCUUCCUAUGCUUCAUCAUCACCCUUUGGCAAGCGUAACGCUGCCUGGACCGAAGGCACAUCGGACGAGCUGAAGCGCAUCCACGAAGGUCAAGCAUUUGAUCUUGCCCCUACGGGCAACAGCAACGACGCCGGCACGAGUGCCGAUGGACGCUACAUGAAGUUUAUAGAGUUGGACGAAAAGGUCGGUGUGAUCGACAUCCAGAGUUUCUCAGUUGACAUGCAGGACCGCGCCGAAUUUGCCGCCAACUUCACAGCAGGUCUUGAAAAGUUCGAAAAGAACGGCAUUGAAAAGAUCAUCCUCGACCUUUCGCAAAACGGUGGUGGCGACGCCUGUGCUGGUGAAUACAUUAUCAACUCGUUCUUCAACUCGACGCCCGACUACAUGUCCGAUGUCAAAUACUCGCCGUUUCUGGAGCGUGUCAUUGAAAAAGCCUACGAUGAACAGUCGACCAAGUGGUACGAUUAUCGCUCGGAAAGCCAUCCCAGUCAGGCCAGCCCCGACUGGUACACUGAAACCGUCACUUACAAGCGUGGUGGCCAGGAUGUCAAGUUCUCGCAACCCAUCACGUUGAGCUGUGACAGUUGGGAUGCUGGUGUGCAGAAGCAGUACCAAAACACUAGAUGGAAGGGUUCCGAUUUGCUCAUCCUGUCAGAUGGUCGAUGUGGCUCGACGUGCGCUAUCGUUGCUUCGCGCUUGCGCCUUUCCCACAAGGUGCCUGCCUUGGGCUUUGGCGGCAUCCGCGGUAACCGCAUGCAAUACGCCUCGUUCCCUGGUGGUGAGAGCGAGCGUCUUUCCGGCUUCUUGAUGGACUUGCAGAGCCUUGGUUUGGAAAACGAUCCUGAUGCACCUUCUCCGUUCCCUGAACGUGCUGAUAUGGGCUGGACUUUCCGAGAAGUGUAUCGUCCCAUCGAAAACAAAAAGAGCAUGGGAGAUGAGCGCCAUUUGCUCGAGUACAGCGCCAACUUUGCUGACUGUAGACUUUACUUUGAUGACGACAACGCAGACGAUGUCCAGGUCCUGUGGAAACAAGUCGCAAAGAUCGUUCUUGACGGCGAAUGUCCUCUUUUGGCCGACAGCCAAUAAAAUGGAGACAAUAGUAGCAGCUUCUUUUAGAUAUCAUUUCUAUUUGUGUAUUAAUGUUCCCUCUUCUCUUGUCGUUCUCCGUCAUUCUCCUCCUUCCUCCCUUCCCAAGCAAAUCAAACCAUUUCUUGUACUUCUUUUGUCGUUUCUUACUUCCUUUAUCCCUUAUCAUACCCACACAAGCACCCUGCCAGAUUCAGAAAUACUUUAAAAAGAAUAAUUCGCGAUGAAUCAGAAGAGAGA
This is a messenger RNA of Zychaea mexicana, 2365 nucleotides long. RefSeq lists its product as uncharacterized. Bases 137 to 2125 code for a protein of 662 amino acids. The transcript is spliced from 3 exons. Lineage: Eukaryota; Fungi; Mucoromycota; Mucoromycetes; Mucorales; Lichtheimiaceae. Gene Ontology annotation, biological process: proteolysis. Gene Ontology annotation, molecular function: serine-type peptidase activity. The record is from RefSeq and is a predicted model, not a curated record.